Molecule: messenger RNA, 1830 nt
Organism: Mytilus californianus (California mussel)
Lineage: Eukaryota; Metazoa; Mollusca; Bivalvia; Mytilida; Mytilidae
Exons: 3
Coding region: 216-1499 (427 amino acids)
Source: RefSeq, a predicted model, not a curated record
CUAGGAAAGAAUGAACUUUUGACCUCUGCCAACAGUUUAUCUUGUCAUCUGUAGGAUUGCAUGCAACAUCUUUCAGGUUUUUCUGGGAAAACGUUUUGCAGGAGUAUAGGUUAUACCGAAAAACAAACUAAUUGUAACUGGAAAGUAUUUGGACACUAUUAUAGAAAGACGUAUUGCACAUCAAAUGCGAUAAGGUAUGACAUCCCUCAGUUGUAAUGACGUCAAACAAGACGAACCCGCCACAUACAAUUCCUCCACUGGCAGGGAUAUCUGAAUCCGAGAGAGAUAAAUAUCUUCUUAUUGCCACUUUUCUCAGUGUUUUAAUUAUAUUUGGAGUUCUGGUUGCUAUAAUGCAUCGAAAGUGUCGUGAAACCUUAUCUAGAACAAAAUCUUGGGUUAUUUCAAAAACCGUUCGACACCGACCAAACAUAAACCGAAAUAGUGCAAGAUUGGGUGCCAUUGAGAUGAGUUUCAGAGACCCAUCAAGCCCUGUGUUCAGUAAAGAGGUUAAUCCGCCUCUCAUGUUUUAUCUUGGAAGCAGUGAUGAAUCUCAGUCUGGAAGGACGAGAAAAUCGAGGGGACAUCGAAGUUCAGGAACAGAUCAAGAUUCUGGAAUUUCAAUUAUUUCCGGCAGUCCAAAUAUACCAAUGUGUUCAUUAUCUAAUCAAUGUGUUUGUUUUGACAAAGACGUCAAUGAUAAUGUGACAUUAAAUUAUAUUCCUCCCAUCAUUUCACAAGAGUCAGUGAGCUUGGUACGAGUUUUGGCGCCAGAAAUCCCGGAUAAAGCAAGUUCGAUAACCCCAAAUGACGAUAUCGAUGACUGCAAACGGCCGAAACUUCGUAGGAGUUCUACGGUUAUUGAUAAAAUGAAUUACUUGCAAGGAUAUAUGCCUUCAUCAAGAGAUGAUGACUAUACAGUAAUAACUUUAACAGAUGAUUCGGAACCAGAUAAUCUUUCACCAGACAUUUUACUUAAGAAGUUUAAAUAUAACGAUUGUAUACAUUUACAUGAUAAAGGAAAACGUUCAAAACACUUAAGUGGUGUUGAUAACCCGGCGUUUUACUUACAGAAUAAAAUUCUUUCAAAGUCUUUAUCUGAUAUUAGAGCAAAUGUAGACGAAAAAAGUAUACAAGAGUCCAAACUUCCAAAUAGGUCUUCACGUGACACUGGUAAAAAAGACAAACUUAUGUAUGAAAAUAUAGUUCACGUAGCUGAAGUACACGCACCACUGAAAAUGAAUCGAUGUAGCAAUAUGUACAAAAAGAGUGAGUCUCCAAGGUCCAGUAAACGCCCAACUGCAUAUAGAACGUAUAAUAUAAAAACAAUAGAUAAAGAAAGUCAGGAGCUCUACAAAAGGGUAAUGCGUGAACGAAUUCACGACAUCAUUCAAUCAGAUUCUUCAGCGUCGUCAGUGAAAAGUGAUCAAACAUUUGUCCGAACUACUCGUAAAAAGAAACGGAAGGCAUUAAAGUCUGCUUCUUCCACUAAUGUUCUGUGAUAUGUUAUGGAAAACUUCCAUUUCUAUUUUUGUUAUUAUUUUACGUAUUGUUGUUUCGAUGGAGAUUGCCAAAGUGAUAUCUCAGUUGCUCUUGUUUUAAUUCGGAUGUCUAUAAAUACUCUUCAUGACAAUUAUUAUACUGACAAUCAAACACACCUUCUAAUAGGAGAACUAGAAUUCGAAUUUCACAAGUAUACCAACUAAAGAUAAACGUGCACCAUACCAUCAUUCGGGUGGAAGUCAGUAUUAUCAUAAUUUAAUUUUGAAUUGAUGUAAGUGAGGGCGCUGGCGCCAUGUUGUUGACUUUUGAAAAUAAAGAUUUAAGUUUUAA